Molecule: messenger RNA, 1224 nt
Organism: Auanema sp. JU1783
Lineage: Eukaryota; Metazoa; Nematoda; Chromadorea; Rhabditida; Rhabditidae
Source: the annotation of a GenBank genome assembly
AUGCGAUCCUUGACUUUGUUCAAAACUACUAGCAAGAUAUUACUUCCUUCUACUAGAAAGAUAUCAGCCAUGAUUGUACCUGAACCUCCAAGUUGUCUUCUUACCGAGAUGCAAGUUCCUCCAAGACUGUUGUUUGGUCCAGGACCAUCAAACAUGCCUAACUCGGUUGCUCAGACUCAGGGUUUAUCUUUACUUGGACAUCUACAUCCUGAGUUUGUCAAGGUCAUGUCUGAUGUAAGAGUUGGACUGCAAUAUGUAUUUCAAACCAAAAACGCCUAUACGUUUGCUGUUAGUGGCACAGGACAUGCCGGUAUGGAAUGUGCUCUUCUAAACCUUCUGGAAAGAGGAGAAAAACUGUUGGUUGUUCAAAAUGGCAUAUGGGGAGAACGAGCUACAAGCUUGGGAAAACGUCUAGGCUUAGAUGUUCAAGUCGUUUCAUGCCCACCUGGUGAAGCUGUUUCCGUUCCUCAAAUUUGCGAGGCUAUCGAAAAGAACAAACCUAAAGUUGUUUUUGUCUGCCACGGAGAAAGUUCUACAGGAGUCUGCCAUCCUUUGGCUGGAAUCAAAGACGCUUGUGAGAAAACAGGAACUCUCUUCCUAGUAGACACGGUUGCUUCAUUAGGAGGAGCUCCAUUCUCAAUGGAUGAGUUAGGCGUAGAUUGUGUAUAUUCGGCAACUCAAAAGGUAUUGAACGCUCCACCUGGAUUGGCGCCGAUAUCUUUCAGCGACAAAGCAAUUCAAAUGGUGAAAAACCGCAAAGAGCCAGUCAGUUCAUUCUACUUUGAUUGUCUCGAGUUAGGAAACUAUUGGGGAUGCGACGGUGAAAUGAAACGAUAUCAUCACACUGCUCCAAUAUCUUCUGUUUAUGCAUUGAGAGAAGCUUUAGCAAUUGUUGCUAAACAAGGCAUCAACUCAUUGGUCAAACGCCAUCAAACCAACUCCCAAUUUUUGUACCAAAAGCUUCAGGAGAAAGGUCUGGAGUGUUUUGUGGAGAAGGAAAACAUACGUUUACCUUGUCUCACUACUGUGAAAGUUCCUGAAAGCGUCGAUUGGAAGCUAGUCAUAAGUAAUCUGAUGGCAGAAGGGAUUGAGAUUUCCGGUGGGUUAGGACCUACUUUUGGUAAGAUAUUCCGAAUUGGCACCUUCGGACAGAACUCAGAACAACAGAAAAUUGAAAAUGUCGUUAAUCAGAUGGCUAUAGCCAUAGAGAAAUCAAAACUAUAG